Molecule: messenger RNA, 1002 nt
Organism: Aspergillus chevalieri
Lineage: Eukaryota; Fungi; Ascomycota; Eurotiomycetes; Eurotiales; Aspergillaceae
Gene: RPF2
Product: rRNA-binding ribosome biosynthesis protein RPF2
Exons: 2
Coding region: 1-1002 (333 amino acids)
Biological process (GO): ribosomal large subunit assembly; maturation of LSU-rRNA from tricistronic rRNA transcript (SSU-rRNA, 5.8S rRNA, LSU-rRNA)
Cellular component (GO): nucleolus
Molecular function (GO): rRNA binding
Source: RefSeq, a predicted model, not a curated record
AUGGCAUCGAUGUUGAGAGAAGUCAAACCCAAAAACCCGCGCACAGCACGCCUCCUCAAAGCCAAAGAGCCCCAACUCGUCGAAGGCCCCAAACGCACCCUCCUCCUCCACGGCUCAAAGUGCCCAACCCCCGUGCACACAAUCCUCAAGACCUUUCACUCCCUCACAAAACCGAACUCCGUCCUUUUCCACAAGAAGAAUGAGAACAUCCGCCCUUUCGAAAGCACCGAGAGCCUCGAGUUCCUGGCCAACAAGAACGAAGCCGGAGUGGUCGUGUUCGGCAGCAGCUCCAAGAAACGACCCAACUGCAUCACACUCAUGCGCGUGUUCGACUCGAAGACGCUUGACAUGUGCGAGAUGAUGCUGCUCCCCGGCGAGAGUGGUGAGGAUGCGGUUCCUGCGAUGAAUAAUCUCGUGAUGCAGAUCGGGGUUGGGUUACGGCCGAUGCUGAUUUUUGCGGGGAGUCCGUGGGAUGACGAGACUUCGAUGGCGCAUGUUAUGCUCAAGAGCAUGUUCACUGAUAUGUUCAAGGGCGAGGAGAGCGACAAGAUCGAUGUUGAGGGGUUGCAGUAUGCGCUUAUGGUUGCUGCUGAGGAGCCGGCGCAGGGUCUUGCGCCUGUUAUUCACCUGCGGUGGUAUAAGCUGCGGACUAAGCGUAGUGGUCACAAGCUUCCUCGCGUUGAGCUGGAUGAGAUAGGUCCUAAGCUGGACUUCAAGAUUGGUCGUUUGCAGGAGGCGCCGCGGGAUGUCAUGAAGGAGGCCAUGAAGCAGGGCAAGAGGCCGAAUGAAGAGGUUAAGUUGAAGAAGAACAUUGGCAUGGAUGCGAUUGGUGAUAAGGUCGGUCGUGUGCACUUGGCCAAGCAGGACCUGGGUGGCUUGCAGACUAGGAAGAUGAAGGGAUUGAAGCGCCGUGCUGGUGUUGAGUCGGAUGAGGAUGAGGAUAUGAUGGAUGUUGAUGAGGUUUCGGAGGAUGAGGGUCGCAAGAGGACACGGACGGAAUAA